AUGAACUUCAAAUAAUAAGAAAGUUUAUCUAAAAAAAAAUCUAAUAAGACACUACUGCUUAGAGGAGACAAAAUAAAUGUUAAUAAAACUAAAUCUAUUCCUAAUACGCCCACAUCCUCUAAGCUCUAACACGUGGGCUUGAGUGCACGCAUUCAUACUGUGAAUGGCACGGAAAAGCAUGAAAAAUUACUCGAUCCUAAAAAUAAAAGAAUAACUCGAAUAUAAUAAAUGUCUCUUGAUUCUGAGCCAAAACAUCUCUAUAGAAAAGCCAGCCAAUUAACUAUAUAAAGUGAUUCGGAUUUGGCCAAUUUUAUUCAAAUUUAAACUACUCGAACAACAAGAGAACGCAAAUUUGAGGAUUAGAAUCCAUUAAAUACACCAAACAGAUAAUUUAUGGGCAAAGAACAGAAAAUUAACAAAUUCCAAGAAUGCGAGUAAUAGAAGAAUAAUAAGAUAUUGGAUUUACUAUUAUUAAAUACAUAAUAGUUGAAAGAUAUUUUCCAGAAGGUAAAAGCUCCUCAGAUUCGAUAGAAACCAAAAAUCAACAAUAUUAAAGGAUUUCCAUCUGAUUUCUUUUCUAUAUAAUGA
Messenger RNA from Paramecium octaurelia, 588 nucleotides. The record is from the annotation of a GenBank genome assembly. NCBI's taxonomy places the organism in Eukaryota, Ciliophora, Oligohymenophorea, Peniculida, Parameciidae.